Messenger RNA from Lineus longissimus, 676 nucleotides. RefSeq names its product histone H1A, sperm-like. The record is from RefSeq and is a predicted model, not a curated record. Gene Ontology annotation, biological process: negative regulation of DNA recombination; nucleosome assembly; chromosome condensation. Gene Ontology annotation, cellular component: nucleus; nucleosome. The coding region runs from base 15 to 545 and encodes 176 amino acids. The transcript has a single exon. Gene Ontology annotation, molecular function: nucleosomal DNA binding; structural constituent of chromatin; double-stranded DNA binding. Lineage: Eukaryota; Metazoa; Nemertea; Pilidiophora; Heteronemertea; Lineidae.
GAGAACUUACAAACAUGUCUGACUCUGCUCCUGCUGCCUCACCCAAAAAGAAGGCUGCUGCCAAAGCCAAGAAACAAAAGGUUGCAGCUACCCAUCCUCCAGUCGCCGUCAUGGUAGUUGCUGCCAUCAAGAGCUUGAAGGAGAGAAAGGGCUCUUCUCUUGCCGCCAUAAAGAAAUACAUUAACGUUACCUACAAGUGUGAAGCCGCCAAGCUGGCGCCCUUCAUCAGGAAAUACCUUAAGAAGGCCGUCUUAGAUGGACAACUCGUCCAGGUCAAAGGAACUGGUGCCGCCGGAAGCUUCAGACUCCCGUCAAAGGAAAAGGAAGAAAAGCAAAAGAAACCAAAAGUCAAGAAGCCCGUCAAAGCCAAGAAACCGAAAGUUGCCAAGCCCAAGAAAUCUCCCGCCAAGAAAACUAAAACAGCCAAGCCAAAGAAGGUCAAGAAAUCUCCCGCCAAGAAAACAAAAGCAGCCAAGCCAAAGAAAGCCAAGAAGUCUCCCGCCAAAAAGUCCAAAGCAGCCAAGUCCAAGAAAGCCAAGAAGUAGACAGUUGGUGGCAUCUUGAGAAAAAAACGGUCCUUAUCAGGGCCACCCCAAAUAUGACAAAAGAGGCUUAUCCUGCCAAUGUCGGCUUGUAAACACAAUUUGAAGACUGCUCAGCUUUCAAGUCUCCCUCG